AUGAUAAAUGAUGUAUUUGGGAUGAAUAAAAAUGAUGAUGUGGAUUAUGAUGCAUAUGAAGGACCUUCCGAAUUUGUAGAAACCAUGCCAAAUGAAGAAUAUAUUGAGUUGCUCAGAGAUUGUAACCAAGAGUUGUAUGAAGGAUGUCAAAAGUAUUCAAAGUUGUCUUUUCUAUUAAGGUUGUAUCAUAUAAAAUGUUUGUGUGGUAUGACUAAUAAGGCUAUGACGAUGAUUUUAGAGUUAUUGACAGACGCAUUUGAGUAUGCAAAAUUUCCUAGUUCAUUUUAUGAGGCAAAGAAGGUGAUACAAAAGCUUGGUCUUAAUUGUACCAAGAUAGAUGUUUGCCCAAAAAACUUCAUGUUGUAUUGGGGAGAAGAUGAAAAAUUGGAGAAUUACAAAUAUUGUAAGAAAUCUAGAUGGAAGAAAAAAGAAAAGUCCAUGAGAUGGCAUAUUUUAAACAAUAACCCAGAUGGAUUGUUGAGACAUCCAAGAGAUGGUAAAGCAUGGAAGAGUUUUGAUCAACUUCACUCUGAAUUUGCUCUAGAACCUAGAAAUGUUCACCUUGGGCUUGCAAUAGAUGGCUUCAAUCCUUAUCGAACCAUGAAUAAUAGUCAUAGUAUAUGGCCAGUGAUUUUAAUUCCAUACAACAGACCUCCUUGGGAGUGCAUGAAACAAUCAUCUCUUAUUCUUUCUAUGAUAAUUCCAGGAAAAAAAAUGUCAGGAAACAAGAUAGAUGUGUACUUACAACCUUUAGUGAAAGAGUUGAAUGAGCUAUGGACAGAAGGAGUUGAAACAUAUGAUUCUUUUUCAAACGAAGUGUUUGUAAUGCGAGCGUCUCUCAUGUGGACAAUUAGUGAUUUUCCUGGACUUUGUACUCUAUCUGGGUGGAAUACUUAUACUGGUUAUGCUUGUCCAACUUGUAAUUAUGACGUUUUUCCUUGUCGAUUAAGAUGUAGUAACAAGUGGUGUUUCAUGGGUCAUCGACGCUUUUUAGAGAGAAGCCAUAAAUUUAGAUUGAUGAAAAAGCAAUUUGAUGGCACAAUUGAAGAAAGAGGUGCUACAAAAUUAUUAUCGGGGUUAGAAAUUUUGAAACAACUUGAUGCCAUAACAUUUCAUAGCAAUCUUGAGUCAAGUAGUAGAGGAAACCAAUGGAGAACAAAAGGCAUAUUCUUUAAUCUUCCUUAUUGGAAGGACAAUCUUUUACGUCAUAACCUUGAUGUUAUGCAUCUUGAGAAGAAUGUGUGUGAUAAUGUGUUGUAUACAAUGCUCAAUGAUGAAAAAUCAAAAGAUCAUCUUCAAGCUCGUCAAGAUCUAAAAGAUAUGGGGACAAAAGAAGACCUUUGGCCGGAUGAAAGUGGAAAAUACAUUCCUUUGUUAUUUACAAUGACAAGAGAACAAAGAAAGAUAUUUCUCAAUACAUUAAAGAAUGUGAAGAUGCCAAAUGGUUAUUCAAGUAACAUAUCUUGUUGUGUUGAUGAUGAAAACUAUAGGAUAUUUGGCCUUAAGAGUCAUGAUUCUCACAUCCUCAUGCAACAUUUACUUCCAAUAGCUAUUCGAAAUGUUUUGCCUCACCAUGUGACUACAGUGUUGGUAGAGUUUUCUUCAUUUUUCAAGGAGUUAUGUUGUAAAAGAUUGAAUAUCUCAGAUCUUGACAAGUUACAACAUCAAAUUGUGCUUACUCUUUGCCAUUUGGAAAUUCUUUUACCUCCAUCAUUCUUCACUGUGAUGGUCCAUUUAACUUGUCAUCUUGUUGAAGAAGUGAAAUUGGGAGGACCAGUCUACUAUCAUUGGAUGUAUCCAAUUGAAAGUGAAUUCAAAAUAUUCACUAAGAGAAAGACAAGAAAUCGAAGACUUUCAAAUGCAGAGUUAGAAAAGAUAGUUAGUAAAGAAUUUGCAAAUUGGUUUCAUCAAAGGGUUACAAAUCCAGACAAUACAUAUGUAAUUCUAGAUGAAUUAAAGUAUCUAGCAAGAGGCCCAAUGCCAAUUGCAAAAAGAUAUUUUGCAUAUAAUACCAAUGGGUACAAGUUUAGAACAGUAAGGCGGGAUGAAGGUUUACAAACACAAAAUAACGGAGUUUUUCUAACUUCAAACACAACAUGUGUUACAAGCAAUAAUGAUGAAAAUUUGAGGCUAACGAAUUUGCCAUACUAUGGGAAGUUAGAAGACAUAAUUGAGCUUAACUAUUAUGGUUUUCUUAGAGUUGUCCUCUUUAGAUGCAAAUGGGCUGAUACUACACAUUCUAGAGGAUUUAGAAAGGAUGCUUGGAAAUUCACUUUGGUAAACUUUUCUCAAUCUAUUCAUAUGGGUGAACUUGAAGAGCAUAACCCAUAUAUUGAAGCUUCACAAGCACAAAUGGUGUAUUAUGUUGAUGAUGAGGUAAAUAAGGGAAUGGAGGUUGUAGUCCACAUGAUGCCAAGGAAUUUGUAUGAUAUGGGAGACAUUGAUGAAGAUAUUAUAUUUGAAAGUGAGUCAUACCAUGAGCAAGAUUUGAAUAAUUUAUUUACAAGUGAAACUGAGGCAAUAACAUUGGCAAGGGAUGAUAUAGAUAAUGAAUUUGUUAUUACAACUCAUGUUGAAACCUUCCUUCAAGGAGAUACAAGUAUGUUUGAAUAA
Messenger RNA from Vigna unguiculata (cowpea), 2613 nucleotides. RefSeq lists its product as uncharacterized. Lineage: Eukaryota; Viridiplantae; Streptophyta; Magnoliopsida; Fabales; Fabaceae. The record is from RefSeq and is a predicted model, not a curated record.